Molecule: messenger RNA, 6241 nt
Organism: Bradysia coprophila
Lineage: Eukaryota; Metazoa; Arthropoda; Insecta; Diptera; Sciaridae
Product: phospholipid-transporting ATPase VD
Biological process (GO): phospholipid translocation
Cellular component (GO): plasma membrane
Molecular function (GO): ATP hydrolysis activity; ATPase-coupled intramembrane lipid carrier activity; magnesium ion binding
Source: RefSeq, a predicted model, not a curated record
UUAAAUUCAGAGUUCGUCGGUCAUUGGUCGUGUCAUAAUUUCAUUUAGCUAUACUCAUUUCCUUGAUGUGUAUUAAUAAACAAGGAGAAAUUGUUUUCUAUUAAAGUUAUAAAAAUUUGGUUUUAAUUUGAAUUAACGAAUUGUGUUCAAUUGAAACAAAAUAUUGAGAAAGGAAUGAGAAAAACGAUUUGUGUAAAAUUGCAACUGAAUUUCGUAUGAAAAAGUGUGAGAUUUCAACUUUUUUUUUGUUGUAUUGUGGAUGAAAGGUGUUUGAGUUGCUCUAAAUUUAUAAUAUUAAAUAAAAAUACCUUACCUAUUUCACUCUGGCGCGUUGUUGCAUUUUAUAAUAUAUCGGCAGUGUUGUUUUCGUUGAGUUGGUUUUAUUUCUAUAUUUAAACAAAAGUAUUGAAAUAUUUGCAAGAACCUGGAAAGGAAUUUAUUUGAUAUUUUCUGCGAAUAAUGAAGAUGAUUACGUACAACACAUUCAACAUCGUAAAUUAAUACAAUGCGUUGCCUUAUCAAUAUCACAUUUCAAUUUUCGCCAAUAAUGGGACUGUGCUAAUAAUAACAAACAACAAACAAACAUUCAAUCAAUUAAUGUAAUAAAUUCGAAUUAAAUUUUCGAUUUCGUUCUAAAUGUUGACGCACAAUGAACAAUUCGGAGGAAUUGCGCAAAAAGCUGUCGAAUCCUCCACCAUCAUCGACUGGAGGACCAGGACCAUCGACAUCGUCUACUACCGUGACCGUGACAGUUCAGCAAAACAUCGAACCAGAACGGACCUAUGUGUUCCCUGGACUGAGUGCAUUCGCGAGCGGUAGUGGUGUCCGACCCAUCGACAAAGCGUCGCCGCGUGGCCAUGCACGAUCCGUCAGCCAUGGUGGCGGCGGAACGUUGUCGUCAUCGGUUGGACCGUCCAGAGGUCCAUUGAAAUCGGCCAUGAAAGGUCAUCAACGAGCUUUAUCACAAGGACAAAUAUCGGAAAAUUCUGUACCGGCACCACAUUCCGGACAUAGUCGCGUUGGAUCGAAAACCGAUUUCAUUUUACCACCCGGAUACAAAGACGCUCAAGCUAACAGAGAACUGGCACCGUCUGCGUCGUCACAAGGGCGCGGUCACUCUCGUCAAGCAUCGCGAUCCGAAUCCAUUUACACAUUGCGACGGGCUGAAGCGCCACCGAUAUGGAAACGGUUCAUGUUUUAUCGUACAGAUAAAUUUGAUGAUCGUGGCUAUCGAAUUGUUGUGCCAAAUCACACUGUGCCUCCGAAAACACCGAAACGUGAUCAUCCGAAUGGACGUCGGGUCGGUAAUAAAAUACGAACCACUAAAUACACUCUGCUAUCGUUUCUACCGAAGAAUUUAUUGGAACAGUUUCACAGAGUGGCAAAUUUGUAUUUCAUUUUUAUCGUUUUGUUAAAUUGGUUUAUUGAUGCUUUCGGCAAGGAAAUUGCCAUGAUACCGGUGUUGUUUGUGUUAGGUGUGACGGCGGUUAAAGACUUAUUCGAGGAUCGACGGCGAAGAGCUUCCGAUCAACGUAUUAACAAUUCAACGUGUCGCGUUUACGAUGGUGAGUCUGAGCGAUAUCGGAAAAUAGCAUGGAAAGAUAUUCGCGUUGGAGACAUCGUUCAUUUGUCGAAUAAUGAAACUGUUCCUGCCGACAUACUACUGCUUCGAUCGAGUAAUCCACAUGGUAUUUGUUACAUCGACACAUGUGAUUUGGAUGGUGAAACGAAUUUAAAAAUUCGAGAGGUGGUUCGCGGUUUCCUCGAAAAACAAAAUGUUUUCGCACCCAAUAAAUUCACCACUCGUGUUGAGGUGGAUGCACCAUCGACGAAAAUUUACCGCUUUCAUGGGGCAAUGAUUCACAAUUCGGGCGAACGAGUACCGAUUUCGACGGAAAGUCUCUUACUACGCGAAAGUCGACUCAAGAACACCGAUUAUGCCGAAGGAUUGGUGGUGUAUGCGGGCCAUGAAACGAAAGCUAUGCUCAAUAAUAGUGGGCCGCGUUAUAAGCGAUCCCAGCUGGAGCAGCAAAUGAAUGUUGAUGUCAUUUGGUGUGUCAUUAUUUUAAUAAUUUUAUGUGUAAUCGGAGCUGUUGGCUGCCGAAUGUGGUUGGCAUCGUUCGAAGGAAAGGUGACACCGUUUCUGCCGUUCGAAGUCAGUCCGAGCGUCGAUAGUCUAUGGACCUUUUGGACGUAUGUGAUAAUAUUACAGGUUAUGAUUCCACUAUCGUUAUAUGUUACCAUUGAGCUGUGCAAAAUCCUACAAGUAUAUCAUAUUCAUAAUAACACGGAUUUAUUUGAUAUUCAAACCAAUAAACGUACCGAAUGCAGAGCUAUGAAUAUCACAGAAGAAUUGGGUCAAGUGCAGCAUAUAUUUUCGGAUAAGACCGGUACACUAACGGAGAACAAAAUGCUGUUUCGUCGAUGUACAAUUAAUGGGACUGAUUACAAUCAUCCACCGUCUGACUUGGAGGAAAUAAAUGGUUCGCCAAAUGCUCCCCCACCACCGAUCAUUGUAAAUGCUAAUCUAAUCGAAGAUAUGUGCCAGACUGAUAAUUUGCUUCAAUUGAGCACGGAAUCGCAACGAAUCCAAGAAUUUCUUUUAGUUCUUGCUAUUUGCAAUACUGUGAUAGUGAGCGCAUCACCCCAUAGGGACAUAAUGAAUGCCAGUGGACAGAUCGAGUGUAAUGAUGAUAGUUCCGUGCAGAUUGUACGAUCUAGUGACGGAUCCAAUACGAAUGGAUCCAGCCACAGUACAGCGGAUCGUUACACACGCCUAACGGAAUCUCGAUCAAUAACUCCAUCUCCACCGCCAACUGGUUCCAGUGCCAUUUCUCUCAAGCAACAGCACAUUCCCUCGCUCUCACCAAUAAGUAGCUCUGCGGAAUCUACACCGAGUACCAAGAGUCCUAACGUAAAGGUGAAACGUGCUCACAGCAGUAUGUCACCAACUGUUCGUGCAAAAACGAUCAUUACCUCGAAAAUAUCAACAAUAACAUCGAUGUUAAACAACAAGGCUCACAGCAAGAAGGUCACGUCUAAGUUGAAACGAAGCUCACCACGCCAAGACAAUUCGCUAAUAAAUGGUCGGCCCAUCUAUGAAGCUGAAAGUCCUGACGAACUAGCUCUAGUCAAUGCGGCAUUUAGUUACGAUUGUUGCUUGGUGAACCGUAGUCCGAAUUAUAUUUUAGUUAGUGCAUUCAAUCAAGGCCUCUACGAAUACGAGGUGCUCAAAGUGCUACCUUUCGAUUCGAGUCGAAAGUGUAUGUCGGUGGUGGUGCGUCACAUGACAACCAAUGAACUUAUUUUAUACACAAAAGGUGCUGACAGUUCCAUUAUGUCUUGUCUGGUGAAUUGUCUACCCGAUUCCGAGGCCGGCAUUCUUCGUGAACGUACUCAACAACAGUUAGAUAUGUACGCGCGACAGGGAUUGCGUGUAUUGGUAAUGGCGAAAAGAGUGCUGAAUCCGGCGGAGUUUGCCGACUGGUGGACUCGACAUAAAGAGGCUGAAAUUUCAAUGGAAAAUCGAGAGAAGAAAAUCCGAGACUCAUUCUCUUUGCUUGAAAACGACUUGACACUGUUGGGAGCGACCGGUAUCGAAGAUCGACUACAGGAAGGUGUACCGGAAACUAUUGUGGCUUUAAGAUCUGCCGGAAUCGCCAUAUGGGUGCUGACAGGUGACAAACCGGAGACUGCUAUUAACAUUGCAUAUUCAGCUAAACUAUUUCAACCGCAAAUGGAAUUGCUCAGACUGACUGCAAGGUCACGAAAUGCAGCCGAGGCCAGCAUAUCGUUUUUCUUAUCCGAAAUCGAGAAGCAACAGGCCAAUUCGCAAAGCUUAAGUAAAACCAGAGCACUGGUUGUCGAUGGCAAAACGCUCACUUUCAUACUGGAUCUUCGGUCAAAUCUCACAAAGCCAUUCCUCAAAUUGACCAAAUUCUGUGCUUGUGUGUUGUGCUGUCGAUCAACGCCAUUGCAAAAGGCUUAUUUGGUGAAAAUUGUUAAAGAGGAGCUUCACUUGAGCACUUUGGCGAUUGGUGAUGGAGCUAAUGACGUGUCGAUGAUACAGAUGGCUGACAUUGGUGUCGGAAUAUCGGGACAAGAAGGAAUGCAAGCUGUGAUGGCAUCUGAUUUCACUUUGUCAAAGUUUAAAUUUUUAGAAAAGCUUUUAUUGAAUCACGGUUUCUGGUCGUACGACCGCCUGGCAAGAAUGAUUUUAUAUUUUUUUUAUAAGAACGCAACUUUUGUUUUCUUGAUAUUUUGGUACCAAUUGUAUUGUGGUUUCUCUGGAUCUGUGAUGAUUGAUCAAAUCUAUCUGAUGUUGUACAAUCUACUGUUCACGUCACUGCCACCGCUAGCCAUUGGUGUCUACGAUAAAACCGUAUCGGAGGAUUUACUAUUAAUACGACCGUAUCUCUAUCGAUAUGGCCGGCUCGGAUUGGCGUAUAGACCACAUUCCUUUUGGCUCACAAUGUUAGAUGCACUGUACCAAAGUUUAAUAAUAUUUUUCCUUGCUGAGGCUGCUUACUGGGACUCGACAAUUGGAAUUUGGGAGUUUGGAACGACAAUAACGACAUCUUGUUUGAUAACCAUGCUUGUGCAUGGUGCAAUCGAAAUCAAGUCAUGGACAAUUCUACAUGUAAUGUCCAUGGUCUUAAGCUUAGGAUCAUUUUACUUAUUCGCUUUAGUGUACAACACUCUUUGCGUGAAUUGCUUCAACGUUCCGUCACAGUAUUGGGUGAUACAUGUGUGCCUGUCGUCGCCAGUACAUUGGCUGCUCAUCAUAUUAACGGCAGUGGUAUGUGUGCUGCCGAGACUCCUGUUUCGCGUUUUGAGUACGACAAUAUGGCCGGAUGAUGCUACCCUCGCUUUUAUGGAACAACGACAGGCGCAGAGAAGAGGUGAGGAUCUGUUGGUUGCUUGGUCUCGGUCGACAUCUGCCUCGUCAAUUUACAGAACCGCCGAUAGUGGGUCUAAGAAUCAGAUUAUAGCAACGAUCGGAUGAUAUUUAAACGAUAAACUUCUACACUGCUAUCGACGAUGCACCGAUAAACGUAGUCGUUCAUCCAAUUUUAGACGAAAACAUAAAAUUAGUGAAAUAAUUUCGAAGAAAAGUAACGAGGUAAAAAUCACAAUAAUUAAAAUGAAAAAAUGAAAAGAAAAUUUUUUUAAUUUUGUUAGUUUAAAAACAUUGCGGCCUUAUGAUAAUGCAUAUUCGUAAAUUCAAAAAAAUAAUAAAAAUCAAUUCAAACUUUGAAUUUAAUAAAUUAAAAAUUAAAAAUUAAAAUGACAGGAGGAGAUUCAGUGACAUAUAUAUAGGACAAAACAAUAAAAUUUUACAAAAAGAAAAUAUAUUUUUUAGAGAAUAAAUUUAAGAGAAAAUGGCUGUGAGUAGAAAAUAAAUUUUAAUUUUUAAACUAAACUCGACGGAAGUUACAUUCAAAAAUCAAAAUACUAAAAACUAUCUCAAACACUGCGGCAGACCACAUAACUCAUGAUUUGCAUUUAUAUAUCGAUCUACUGUGGCAGCUAAGCAAUUUUUAACGAAACUUGGUUCAACCAGUACUGCCACUACUGCCAACAACAGAUCUAUUUGUCAGAGCUUGGGUGAAAAUCUCUCAUCCAUUUUUGAUAACAGCUGCUUACAUGUCGCUUGCCUUUUUACCAAUCGACUUUCAAAAUGGUAUUCCUACACGUGUCACGGAUCCACGGACUGAUCCCUCAGAAAUUUUUACAAUUUUUCAAGUUUCAUCUUCGGCUUAUAUUCGAUUAGAUGAUCAUGAAAUCAUCAAAACACAAUUUUUAGUCGCCGGCUCAUGCAUCAUUGCAAUUCAGAUUUAUUUACAAAGAAGUCUCGAAAGAAGUGAGGAAGGAAUGAAAUCACUGAUCGAAUUAGAAUUUUAUGAAGUGGGUUGUUGUCUAUAAACAGAUAAUACCUCGUUGUGUUUGAAAGUAGCACUGUCAACUGCCAUCAAUGGCCUUUUCUUAAUUCAAAAGAUUAACGCAACCACACCUCAACAAACCGUAAAUUUAUCUAAAAUAAUAAUUGAGAACAUGCGAGCUAACCAAUCGUCAGUUAUAUGGUCUCCAUUGGUUUUUAUAGCAACGAUAUAAUAAUGGAAGAAAUAACUUUUUAGAAUAAUUUUUAAGCGUCACACUACAGCUGCUUUUUGUUCUGAUGUAAAAACAUGGAUUGUAAUAAUUUAUAGCAGAGAUUAAGUAGCGACAAUUCGAUUCGAUA